This is a messenger RNA of Cooperia oncophora, 309 nucleotides long. NCBI's taxonomy places the organism in Eukaryota, Metazoa, Nematoda, Chromadorea, Rhabditida, Trichostrongylidae. The record is from the annotation of a GenBank genome assembly.
AUGGUUGGACGGAUCGUUUCAUUGAAAAAGGGAAAAGAUUCCCCUGGAGGUUCAAAUAACGACGUAGAAAAUACGAAACCAUCCAUGAAGGUUUCGUUGAUGGCAAGAGGCAAAGGGAAUAAGUUGGUUCUAAAAACGGUAUCGAUAGAGGAAUCGGCCCUGCAUGAGGCAUGGAAAAAGGAACGAGAACGCGAAGAAGUGGAGCGAGCCGACAUCAAACGAGUCACCUUAGGCCACACAGCGCGCAUAUUUGCCGAGGAAGAGCAGGAAAUGCGGCAGCAAAUCUACUCGCACAGCAGAUUCAACUAG